GAUCAGUUAUCACGGGGGGGAUUUGCAUGGAUGAGAGACUCUCCAUCAUGAUUGAUUAUUUCAUCAUUAAAACGAAUGUUUCGGGAAGGCGUGUAAACAGAUGAAUUUUGGUCUUGGUUCAGUAUUCUGCUCGUUUUUUGUGGUGUCAUAUUUCAUAAAUAAGUAUGUCUUGUCUGUCCUGAAAUUCACAUAUCCAACCUUAUUUCAGGGGUGGCAGACCUUCAUUGGAGCUCUUUUGCUCUUGGUGUCAGGAAAACUAGGAUGGGUAGAAAUCAGCAGUAUUCCCAGGGCGGCAGCUUUGGCCUGGCUCCCUGGUUCAGCGUUGUUUGUGGGCAACAUCUAUGCUGGCUCCAGAGCCCUGUCUCGCCUGCCCAUACCUUUCUUCUUCACACUCCACAAUGCCUCUGAGGUCAUCUCAUUCUUGAUUCUGAAAGUGACUCAGAGAGAGCGGAUGUCUUGGAUGAAAAUAUUCAGUGUGAAUAUGUUGCUUGCAUCUGCAAUCAAUCUUCCCAUCCACGAUCCGCAGUUUGAUCCUGGUGGAUAUGUUUGGGCUUUAAUUCACAUUUUCUGUGUUGGAGCUUACAGAGUGUUCCAGAAGAAGACCAGCCACCUAAGUGACCUGGAACAACAGUAUAUCAACUAUGUGUUUAGUGUUCUGCUGUUGACCUUUGCUGCACAUCCUACAGGUGACCUUUUUGGUGCCCUGGACUUCCCUUUCCUUAUGUCCUAUCAGUUCCACAGUGGGUGCUGUGCCAGUGCCUUGCUUGGCUUCUUCCUUCUGCUGGCUACAGUUAAACUGAGGAGUGCCUUACCUCUGGAGCACUGUGGAGUUUGGGUCUUCUUGGCCAAGGUGCUGACAACAGGACUGUCACCCCUUGUGUUCCAAAUAGAGGUUAAUCCUGAAACUCUCUGCUGCAUCCUCUGCAGCCUUGGUGGAGAGGCCCUGUUGGUGUACUCUGAAAAGGCCUGACUUUCCUCAAGAGAUUUCUGAAGUGCAUCACCUAAACACGAAACAAGAAUCACCUGAACACCUGCUGCUGAAAAGAAGAUCCUAGCGCUAAGCACAUCUUUCUCCAAUCAGAUCAGUGAGGAGUUUCAGGCUGCUUCUCUUGAGACAUUUUAUUUAUUUUUAAGGGAAGACAUUACAGAAGAAUUCAUAUGGAAAUUCUGCUCUACAACGUAUUUAUAUCAUUUUCAGUUGUACAGUCUGGUCCAAUUACAUGUGCUCGACAUGUUCAUUGAGGUUCAGACCAUUUCAGAAUUCAUCUAGUCAAGAAUGACAGGUGUUAAAUGACUAUAGAUGUUGGUUGUUUAUAUUUGUUUCACUUUACUUAUUUCUUCUUAUUAUUUACUUUGAUAUUGUCAUAGCCUUAUGUGUAGCCCCACACUUAUCUGUAGCUCUUUCUCUCUGUAUAUGAAAAUAUGCACAUAUAGACAGAGUUAGUGCACCAAAGAUGAGUUAUUACACGAUCAAACACAACCAUCUAUCAUGGUAAAUAUAUAUAUAUGAAUGUUCUCUGAAUUUACUGAAACAUAUCCAUUUCAUUAUAUGUGCCUUGUUAUUUAUGAAUUUGGAAAAAUAUUUGAGAAAUGUUUACUCUUUUGGAGAAUUGGAUCUCUUUACUUCUUAUGGAAAGUAAAUAAAAUGGCAUUUCAAGCAUUGUAAUUAAUUGGUGUAAGCCUAUGCAUUUGAGUAUCAAUAGCUUAGAGGUAGAAAUGUUAAAAAAACACUUGUUUUUUUAGAUUUAAAAUGCUUGGAGUAGCUUUAGUUCAUGUCAUUAAUAGACUGAUUGGUACUAUUGUAACAAUGGAAAAGUACAAGUACAAUAGAGCACAUCAUGAAGCAAAGUUUGUGAGCAAAUGUGUAGUGUCUUACUGAAUUGAGCACUUCUGAGUUGUCUCCCUGUGAAAAGUAUAGCAAAGGAGCAGUAGGUCAGGACCUCAUGCUGGACUUUUACACACUGAUGUGCUCUUUAGUGAAACUUACAAAUGACAUGGACAUUUUUGUAAUAGAAAUAUAAAUGGCUUAAAUUAUUUAGUUUAGACUGAAAGC
Messenger RNA from Alosa alosa (allis shad), 2053 nucleotides. RefSeq names its product transmembrane protein 241 (gene slc35d4). Gene Ontology annotation, molecular function: antiporter activity. The transcript is spliced from 15 exons. Lineage: Eukaryota; Metazoa; Chordata; Actinopteri; Clupeiformes; Clupeidae. The record is from RefSeq and is a predicted model, not a curated record. Gene Ontology annotation, cellular component: Golgi apparatus. Bases 101 to 970 code for a protein of 289 amino acids.